AUGCUAACUGUCCAUCCACCCACACAGGCCUUCCGCGUGCAAAUGAAUUUCUCGCCCAACCCCUACAGUCCCCGCGUAACAGUCUCGCCGCCUCGAAGACUGCAAUCACAGUGCGUGCUUGUGGCCGACGGUCCUGAGAGCGAGGCGACGAUCAUACGACUGGAGGGCCGCAAGGAGAUUGGACGAGCCAUGGCGCUGGGUGCGGCCAGUGUGGGACAGGAUGGGAAGCAGAGGAGGCCUCGGGGUGGACGACGGAGGGGGAAGGAGGAUGCUGGUAUGGCGGUUGGGGAGAUGGAGGUGUCGUUGGGGGAGGAGCUUGCUGAGGGAUUUGAGCCUGGUUGGGUGAGGGAGGGAAUGGAGGAAGAUGGAGAGGUGAGUGGCGGAGGUAGGAAGGGCGGCGGAGCGGGGCAGACGGGACGGCGAGCAGAGCAUGAGGCAGAGCAGGGGGCAGAGCAAGGGGUAGAGGAAGAGGAAGAGGAAGAGGAAGUGGUGUUCAAAGGUUGUGGCAGUAUGGCCUUGGUCGCUUGGCAAACAUGA
This is a messenger RNA of Fulvia fulva, 537 nucleotides long. RefSeq lists its product as uncharacterized. The coding region runs from base 1 to 537 and encodes 178 amino acids. NCBI's taxonomy places the organism in Eukaryota, Fungi, Ascomycota, Dothideomycetes, Mycosphaerellales, Mycosphaerellaceae. The transcript has a single exon. The record is from RefSeq and is a predicted model, not a curated record.